AUGCUCAACGAUAUUCGGGCGGAAUCGCUACAAGAAAAACGCAAUUUUGAAACAGCACAAGCGCGUUACAGAGAUGACCCCAACAUGAUGGGUGAGAGCAUCUUCAAACAGCUCAAACAUGAGACCCAGAAUAGUUUGGGACCGCAAAGCGGAGAAUUCUGUACUACCUCAAUUGAGAUCCGGAAGAAUCUUACUGACACUGUUUUCUACCCAGACGAUCCGAAGUUGGGAAAUUGUACGAACAAAAUUGUUCAUUAUUCCAUUGUAGUCACUGAUGACAUGAGGAUCUUUUUUUCAUCUGCUGAAGGUUUGGAUCAAAAAUUGAGAUGCAUACAAGGAAUGUUGUUGGCGAAACGUGUGAGAUUCAAGGAUUGGGGAGGUUUCUCGUCUGCAUGCUGUAUGGGAGACGCAUCUCGAGUGUGUUUCUGCUCGAAAGGUAGGCUGCUAUCGUUGAGCGAGGCGAUCUACAAAAUCUUUCGUUUUGUCCGAUUUGAUCAUAUCAAGUCGAACACAAUGAGACAAUUGUGCCGCAUGAGGCCAAAGAAUGGCGGUAACAUUGUCGAUUACACGGAAGAGGUCAUUAAUAUCAGCUUGAACAUCCGGGGAAAAUCAACCUUUACCCAAAUAAGGAUGACAAGACAAUCGUGGCAGAAGAACUACCAAAUGCCAGACCAUUGA
This is a messenger RNA of Huiozyma naganishii CBS 8797, 678 nucleotides long. RefSeq lists its product as uncharacterized. The record is from RefSeq and is a predicted model, not a curated record. The transcript has a single exon. NCBI's taxonomy places the organism in Eukaryota, Fungi, Ascomycota, Saccharomycetes, Saccharomycetales, Saccharomycetaceae. The coding region runs from base 1 to 678 and encodes 225 amino acids.